AUGACAUGGGCGGACUUCAAGGCUCCUCCCGGGACUCAGUGGAACGACCCGUCCAAGAAGGGCCAAAAGAGAAACUUCAAUAUUGCGCUGGUCACGGUUGACUACAGCGACAUGAACUUCACCAUCACGGGGCCGCCAAACUCGACUAUUUUCGGCACGCCAUCAGCCGAUGCAGCCAAUAUUCCCCGCAAGGACGUGCCUGCUUGGUACCGCGAUUUCCUGAACAAGCCGGGACAGCUCAACCGAGGCCACACUCUCCAUGAGUACUGGAUGGAGGACUCUCACGGCCGAUACGGCGUGGACCUGGCAUCCUUUGGGCCAUACCGAAUGCCCCAUCUAUCAUACCAGUACGGCAUAGACGACUACAUGAACCCGGGUGCCUGUCCGCCCGGCAAAGAGUGCUCGCUCGAUAUACGAGGCGACGCACUAAGCCUCUGGAGAAGAGAUGUGGGAAAUUCAACAGCGGGCAAGUACGAGCUCGUGUUCAUCCUGACUGCCGGACAAGACGAGUCGUCAACAUGGCAAGAGUUUGGAGAGAUGAAGUUCAACAGCAGAGAGGACGUCCCGGACGCAUUUGGUCCCCCAAAGACGGCGGGAAAUGCCACGCUCCCCAACUACGCCGCAACUAGAUAUGUGCCCUGGACGUCGUGGGCCGCAGCCGCGAGCUUCUGGCCCAACGCCGGCAGUGGCUCGUCUGUCCAGUGCGAGAGUUCGGGAAUGGCCACGUUUGCCCACGAGCUGAGCCAUCUGUUGCAGAUCGGGGACAACUACAACAACCCGUACGGGACGCCGCUUCGACGGGCCUUCACGGGGCCCUGGUCGAUGCUGUCCAGGGGCACGUUCAACGGGCCCGGCGGCCCUCACACCCGGUGGCAAGUGCCUCCCGUGCGUGGAGCGUCCAUGGGAUCCCUCCACACGGUCCGCGACAAGCUCCAGAUCGGCCUCAUUGAGGAGACGAGCAUUGUCAGGAUCUCCAGGAAGAGCCUCCAGACGACGGGGCCGCUGGUCACCACCGUCACAGCGAGGUCGGUCAAGACGGACCGUGUCGGCGUGCGCGUCCUCCUCGGCACCGACAUGUCUCCCGCGUGCGACGUCAGCAAAGACCUGUACUGCGACGGGGGCGGCUACGACAACUACGACCUGGAAGUGGUGGACAGGAUGGGGGCGGAUUCAUUCCAGGGCGACGCGGGCGUCAUGAUCAGCAAGACCAGGAACAUGGACACGGCGCCCUUCCAAUGGACCAUUGACGCGAAUCCCCAAGACAUCAAGCUCAAAGACUUUGUCCGUCCCAACGGCACAGAGGCCAUGAUUACGAUGGGCGACUACAGACAGCUUCUGGAUGCGCUCUUCCACGCUGGCACACGCUCCGGGAGCAAAGCCGAGUACAGGGAUGAAGCAAACGGUCUUCAUUUUUACAUUCUUGAAAAGAUCCGUGACAAAUCCGGCGUCGUGUCAUAUACCGUCGGUGCACGGGCUCUGAAUAGCACUAGCAAGAGCGGCUUUAGCGUCAGGCUGGGCAAGGGUCGUCCGGAACCGAGCGGGAAUACGCCCACGGGCAAGGGUAUAUUCUGCUCCUUUGACCUCGUCAACGACGGGAAAUACAAUAAAGGAUGUGGUGUUACUUCCGCGCUAGAGCCGCACGUCGGCUUCGACAUAUAUCGUCUCCAGGCCAAGGUCAAGGGUAAGGGGUGGCGAACUGAGGUCCCUAAUGCAUUGGUGGCCGCCAAGUUUGGAGAGAAGGUGGUUGCCAACAUCGCCGUUGGUGCGACAGCAAAUGCGGACGAUGUUGGCGUGGUUACAUUGACGGUUACGUCUGAGUCUGAUCCGAAAGCCAGGACGACGGCGACAUGCGAGGUGCGCAAGGCUUGA
Metarhizium acridum CQMa 102 is the source of this 1869-nucleotide messenger RNA. RefSeq lists its product as uncharacterized. Gene Ontology annotation, biological process: proteolysis. Lineage: Eukaryota; Fungi; Ascomycota; Sordariomycetes; Hypocreales; Clavicipitaceae. Gene Ontology annotation, molecular function: peptidase activity. The record is from RefSeq and is a predicted model, not a curated record.